This is a messenger RNA of Beauveria bassiana ARSEF 2860, 1278 nucleotides long. Its product is annotated as methyltransferase OMS1. Bases 1 to 1278 code for a protein of 425 amino acids. Lineage: Eukaryota; Fungi; Ascomycota; Sordariomycetes; Hypocreales; Cordycipitaceae. The transcript has 2 exons. The record is from RefSeq and is a predicted model, not a curated record.
AUGAAUCUCUGCGUGACAACGCGCCGCGGUGCCGCGGCUGCCCGCGCGCACUGCGCCGGGCGCUGGGCGCACAGCAAGACCAAGUCAGCCAAGCCGCGCCUCGGAUCCAAGCCCAAGGCCAAGGCACCCAUGCCCACGGCCCCUUAUAAACAAGCCUCGCAGGCCCGCCCGCGACCGCCGCCGCCGCCGAGAUCCCACCCCCAUCAAGCCGACACCCUCCUGACCGUGUGGCGCGCGACGUGGCUUCCCCUCAGCGGCGCGGCCCUCGUCGCCGGCGCGCUCGGCUUUUACAUUUUCGGCACCGCCGCCGCCACAUACAAAGCCGGUGCCGCCGACGCCGUCCCGUGCGCGUGCGACGAGUCCGCGACGCCGACGGGCCGUCCGCCGGCCCUGACGGGCGACAACGCCGAGCAGUUUGACAAGGAGCUCGACUGGCCCGAGUACUGGAUGGGCAUUACGAGCCUCCGGCGACGGCUGGCAGCGCACGCGCGGGGCAACGUGCUCGAGCUGGCCAUGGGGUCCGGGCGCAACCUCGCGUACUACGACUGGUCGCCCAUAACGAAUGCGCUCGAAGCGGCGGCGGCGGCUGCGCGAGACGAAGACGACGAGGCGAAGAAGAAGACGAAGACGAAGUCGACAACGACAACGACGGCCCGCGCGGCGGUCAACACAAAGGGCAUCACGUCGUUUACGGGUCUCGACAUUUCGGCGGACAUGCUCGACGUGGCUUGCAAGAAGCUCACCAAGACGGUGCCCCCUCUCAAAGACGCCGCGCCCAUUGUGCGCGCCGCCUCGUCCCUGUCGAGCAGCGACAGCGACAGCGCCGGCCAGCUCUCCUUUCUCUCUGGCCGCCUCCGCCUCGUCCGCUCCGACGCGCACCACGCGUUGCCGCCCGCACCACCAUCCUUCUCUUCUUGCGCCUCGCCCAAGUACGACACCGUCAUCCAGACGUUUGGCCUGUGCUCCGUGGCCGAUCCCGUCGCCGUGCUGGCCAACCUCGCGUCGGCCGUCAAGCCGGACACGGGCCGCAUCGUGCUGCUCGAGCACGGCAGGGGCUUUUUUGGGCUGGUGAAUGGCUUGCUGGACCGCAACGCCGGCAAGCACUUUGCCAAGUACGGGUGCUGGUGGAAUCGCGAUAUCGAGGCGCUCGUCGAGGAGGCGGCCCGGACGACGCCCGGCCUCAGGAUUGUCAAGGUGGAGAGGCCAAAGGUGCUGCAGAUGGGCACGUUGGUGUGGGUGGAACUCAAGGUGGAGGAAAACGUCGGCAAGGGAGAAUGA